Messenger RNA from Closterium sp. NIES-67, 3571 nucleotides. The record is from the annotation of a GenBank genome assembly. Lineage: Eukaryota; Viridiplantae; Streptophyta; Zygnematophyceae; Desmidiales; Closteriaceae.
GAGUGCAGCUGAUCUUGCCCCGACACAGUUGGGUGGGAUCUGCGGCACAAGGCUAAAGCAUGGCUUACAAAUACCCUUAAUCCUUUUCUGCGUGAGAUUCUCGUCCUCUCUCUUUCUGCUUUUUCUAGUUCACCGCGAGCUUUGCGUAUCGCAGAUAGUAAGUCGCAGGUUAACAGCCAUCGCUUGUCAGACUCGCUUUUCAGACUCGCUUUUCAGACUCGCUUUUCAGACUCGCUUUUCAGACUCGCUUUUCAGACUCGCUUUUCAGACUCGCUUAUCAGACUCGCUUUUCAGACUCGCUUUUCAGACUCGCUUUUCAGACUCGCUUUUCAGACUCGCGAGGCCGUUUCAGUAUAAGAUCAGGAGAACUGAUUCCUCUCUGCCGCCGUCUGCAAGUAGCAUCAGAGAAAUCUUUGACGUAUUUGACUCGAUACGAGCAGCACAGCUUUCUCAGCAUCUUAGCUAAGGAGACAGACGCCGACGGAACGUAGACGGGAAGCGGACAGGACCGGCAGCAUGGCCGAACGAAACGGCACGGCGUUUAGAGCCAUGCAUGUACACGCCGAAGCCGACGCGACGGACAGACUCGUUGCGUUGCAAUCACCGACUGAUGAGAUCACGCGCGUUCCUAGCUCCAGAGGCUCCGUCUCCUCUACCGGCUCUUUCUUCGUUCGCGUGUAUUCUCCCAUAUUUCGGCUUAUAUCGAAUCCUCUGUCCGCGUUUGUGAGUUCAAAAUCGGGAAGUGUCUUAGUAACCGAGGGGAGCAGAAGCCCCAGAGGUACUAUGGAUUGGUUUCACUACAUGCUUCUAGGUCUUAACGCGUUGCUCCUUGUGCUCUUUAUAGCGCGAUCCGCUCCGCAACACUGGGUGGUGCCAGCAGCCAGCGGAGCGGGGGAAGCCGCAUCCGCGGAAGGCGCAAUUGCGGGGGGAGUGUCGCUGCGCAUGUCCGCCUGGGGGGAGUCGUGGGAGCAUUGGGGGAAGCGUUUGAUGCUGGGGAAACUGCGGAAAGCGCUGUUCCUAGGGUACGCAGGCGGCGGGGGGUCCGCGGAAGGGGCGGCGGAGAGUUCGGGGGAGCUAGCAGUAAGCCCAUGGGGGCGGGUGUCUGCGACGGGGUUGAGCGAUUUUAUCGCGGGCGACGAGGAUGUCACACGGCGGCGACACCAGCAGCAGGCGUCGGAGCACGUUUGCUGGACGUCGUCGGGAGAUUACACCUCCCCGUCGCCCCCAGGAGUCACCAUUCACGGGCGCGACUGCACGUCUUGCCGCAGGGGGGAGUUGUGCGCCUUCCGCGUGUCCGUGCGCGCGCCCGCGCACUGGGCGGAGGAAGUGCUGCAGGCGCGGAAGCGCAGCUGGUGGAAGCGCGAGCUGACCGUUACAAUGCGGGGGCCCGCCUUGGGGGCGGGGGACGUGCGGUGCCUGGACCCCCCGCGCUGCAGGGAGAUGAGUGUCGCCUACCGGCUGUGGGAUGUCGGGGAAUACUUGGCCACGGUCCACAUAGGGUGCGCCAACCUGCGCUUCUCGCCGUACUUCUUCCCCCAUCUCAACAAGACAGCUCAGCACGACCUUGUCACCUGGCGCCUCACCGUUCUGCACCGCACCGCACCCAACUCCACACACGCGGAGCUUCACAGCAGCAGCAGCAGCAGCAGGAGUCUCGCCUCUGGUGCAACUGCCGACUAUCCCGCCCCACAAUCAGAUCAAAUCUCACCCGAGAAACCCACCGCCUCACUUCCCCACCUCCAAGCAACCACGCCACACCUAAACCCUCCCGAAGCCAACCCCAGACUAGGCUCUCUCCUCCCUGCAAACCCCUGUGCGGGUACUUCCGUCCCCGCCCGGUGGAAACUGAGCAACGGCACGUACCACUGGACCCCCUACUUUUGCGCCCACAGAGAGCUUCCCCCGUCUCGCUGGAUAGCCGCGCUGGAAACACGGGGCAUCCGCGAGAUAAGUAUCGUGGGGGACUCGCACCAGCGGUUUUUCACUGCGCACCUGUUUUAUCUGCUGACGGGGCGGGCAGACAUGGGGAUGCAGAAGUGGCGCGAUAAUCUGUUCUAUUCGGCUAGGGAUGGUGAGGGGCGGGAGUUGAAAAUUAACUUCUAUUGGAUCGAUGGGAUAUACAGGAAUGGGGAGUUUGGAUGUAGCCACCGGGGCACCACCACACAGAGAGAGACCCAGUUCCCCAACAUCUCAUCCACUGCUGACGUCACCCUCUUUGAGGGAGGGUACUGGGGAGCUUCCUUCUGCCGGCAGCCCCUUAAAGCCCUCCGGGUGUACCUGCGUGAGUUUGUGCGCUGGGGUAUUGCAGCCGUUGCGCCCGGGGAAGGCCGGGCGGUUUUCCGCACCAUCCCCUCGUUUGUGGUGAAAUGGAACUCUUGCAAUGGCUGGUACAGUGGGCCGAGGACAAAUAGAGCGGGCAUGGCGGUCAAUGCGCUGCUGAAGCGGAUCGUGGUGGGGGGGAAGGGAAGAGGAGGAGCGGAGGAGGAUACUGCUGGAGUUGAAGAGGGGGGGAGUGGAGGGGGAAAGCAGGGGCAGGAGAAGGGGCAGGAGAAGGGGCAGGUUCAGGUGGGGCUAGAUGACAGCUUGCAGAGGCUGCCAGGGGAGGGCUCUUCAGGGCCCCCAAAGAUUGGAGAGUCCGUGAGAGAACGAGUCGAGAAGGAGGGUGAUGCCGACUCUUCAGGGCCCCCAACGCCCCUGUCUUCAUCACCUUCGGAAACAGAGGAAACAGAGGCAACAGAGGCAACAGGAGAAGAAACAGCAGCCGCAGCAGCAGACGCAGACGCAGAAGCGGAUGCAGAAACAGAAGAUGAAGCAGGAGCGCAGCAGAACGACAUACCAGCUGGAGCAGCGACCAUUCUGGACACGUGGGUGAUUGACGCACCUCGGUACACGGACACGGCGAUUCCCGGCGACCACCAUUACUCUAAUAUAGUUGCCACAGAGGAGGGGGAUGCGGUGGUGGGCGAGGUGGGUGAGGCGCACGUGCGUGCGUUCAUCCACUACCUGCUCUACAUCCUCCCCCCACCUGACAAGUGAGGCCGGUCGGGAGAGUGAGUGCAUCUGGAAUUACCACUAGUACUGUGGUGGGGGAGGUGGGUGAGGCGCACAUGCGUGCGUUCAUACACUACCUGCUCUAAAUCCACCCUCCACCGGAAAAAUGUCCUGCAGUUUUGGCAGUUAGCGGUGGUUACGACCAGGGGGGUACAAUGGAGGAGGGGGGUGCGGUGUUCGGGGAGGGGCGGCUGAGGCGCAUGCGUUCCGGCGUCCAUGCACUAGCUGCCCGUCAUACUCCCUCUGCUGGAGAGGUGAGGCCAAGAGAGUGCAUCUGGAAUCACCACUACUACUACUGUGGUGGGGGAGGCGUGUGUGUGAGGCAUAUUUGUGCCGGCAUCCAUUCACUACCUGCUUGACAUAUUCCCGCAGUGUGAGAGGUGAGGCUUUCAUUAGUUUUACUAGUGCCAUCCUAGCAGUUACUGUAGAGUGUACAGUACUCAUAGAGGCGUGAGAAUAGACCUAUUGAAUUGCCUGAACAACAAUAUCGUUUUUGUGGUCCGAAAUUAAUGAAGUAUUU